Molecule: messenger RNA, 1832 nt
Organism: Phyllostomus hastatus (greater spear-nosed bat)
Lineage: Eukaryota; Metazoa; Chordata; Mammalia; Chiroptera; Phyllostomidae
Gene: SMAD3
Product: SMAD family member 3
Exons: 9
Coding region: 542-1819 (425 amino acids)
Biological process (GO): BMP signaling pathway; regulation of transcription by RNA polymerase II; anatomical structure morphogenesis
Cellular component (GO): heteromeric SMAD protein complex
Molecular function (GO): DNA-binding transcription factor activity, RNA polymerase II-specific; RNA polymerase II cis-regulatory region sequence-specific DNA binding; I-SMAD binding
Source: RefSeq, a predicted model, not a curated record
CACGCGGAUUUGCAUGAAACACAGACUGGAAGCGGGCGGGAGCGGGAGCUGGAGCGCGGCGCACGGCCCAGGCCCGGCCCGGGGAGCGAGCGAGGGAGCCGUGAAGGAGGAGGGCAGCUAGGGGCGAGGCUGCCGAGGCGGAGGGAUCUGCGCAUCAAAGCGAUCGGGGCGAGCAAAGUUUGGCUGGGGGUUGGACUUUCCUUCCUGGAGGCGGCACCCAAACAGCCACCCGGUGCGGAAACCCAAACUUUCUUCUGCCACUCUGAGGCUAGCGGCCGUCGCCUCCGCCCCGCGUUCGGGGCCUGCCAGACCCUGUGCCGCUGUCGUCCGCCCGCCGGCUUCCCCCGCCGCCCUUCUGUCUGCCGUGAGAGCCCCGUAGGCUGCAGCGCCGCGGCCUGGCCCGGAGCACCGGCAAGUUCGCCGAGAGUUGAAACGAAGAAGUUUGGGCAGCCCCGGCCCAGCUCCUCUUUGCGCCCCCGGCGUCCCGCCGCGCCCAGCCCCGCCGGGGGCGUCCCUCGGCGCCCGCGCGCGCUCCCCAGCCAUGUCGUCCAUCCUGCCCUUCACCCCCCCGAUCGUGAAGCGCCUGCUGGGCUGGAAGAAGGGCGAGCAGAACGGGCAGGAGGAGAAGUGGUGUGAGAAGGCGGUCAAGAGUUUGGUCAAGAAGCUCAAGAAGACGGGGCAGCUGGACGAGCUGGAGAAGGCCAUCACCACGCAGAACGUCAACACCAAGUGCAUCACCAUCCCCAGGUCCCUGGAUGGCCGACUGCAGGUGUCCCAUCGGAAGGGGCUCCCCCAUGUCAUCUACUGCCGCCUGUGGCGAUGGCCCGACCUGCACAGCCACCACGAGCUGCGGGCCAUGGAGCUGUGUGAGUUCGCUUUCAACAUGAAGAAGGACGAGGUCUGCGUGAACCCCUACCACUACCAGAGGGUAGAGACCCCAGUUCUACCUCCUGUGCUGGUGCCACGCCACACAGAGAUCCCGGCCGAGUUCCCCCCGCUGGACGACUACAGCCAUUCCAUCCCCGAAAACACUAACUUCCCUGCGGGCAUCGAGCCGCAGAGCAAUAUUCCAGAAACCCCACCCCCUGGCUACCUGAGUGAAGAUGGAGAGACCAGUGACCACCAGAUGAACCACAGCAUGGACGCAGGUUCUCCAAACCUAUCCCCGAAUCCGAUGUCCCCAGCACACAGUAACCUGGACCUGCAGCCCGUCACCUACUGCGAGCCAGCCUUCUGGUGCUCCAUCUCCUACUACGAGCUGAACCAGCGUGUCGGGGAGACAUUCCACGCCUCGCAGCCGUCCAUGACCGUGGAUGGCUUCACCGACCCCUCCAACUCGGAGCGCUUCUGCCUCGGGCUGCUCUCCAACGUCAACAGGAACGCGGCCGUAGAGCUCACGCGGAGGCACAUCGGGCGGGGCGUGCGGCUGUACUACAUCGGAGGGGAGGUCUUCGCAGAGUGCCUCAGCGACAGCGCUAUCUUCGUGCAGUCCCCCAACUGUAACCAGCGCUACGGCUGGCACCCAGCCACCGUCUGCAAGAUCCCACCAGGAUGCAACCUGAAGAUCUUCAACAACCAGGAGUUCGCCGCCCUCCUGGCCCAGUCGGUGAACCAGGGCUUCGAGGCCGUCUACCAGCUGACGCGCAUGUGCACCAUCCGCAUGAGCUUUGUCAAAGGCUGGGGAGCAGAGUACAGGAGACAGACAGUGACCAGCACCCCCUGCUGGAUCGAGCUGCAUCUGAAUGGGCCUUUGCAGUGGCUUGACAAGGUCCUCACCCAAAUGGGCUCCCCAAGCAUCCGUUGCUCCAGUGUGUCUUAGAGACGUGGGGUGU